Chenopodium quinoa (quinoa) is the source of this 2463-nucleotide messenger RNA. RefSeq names its product TITAN-like protein. The coding region runs from base 168 to 1493 and encodes 441 amino acids. NCBI's taxonomy places the organism in Eukaryota, Viridiplantae, Streptophyta, Magnoliopsida, Caryophyllales, Amaranthaceae. The transcript is spliced from 8 exons. The record is from RefSeq and is a predicted model, not a curated record.
UUCGUCUCAUAAAGUAAAAAGGCUUUUAGAUCAGGGUUGACUCGGUGAUGGGUUGUGAUAUGUGACAGAAGUUAUUUGAUCAGAGAUUAGUUGAUAGGUGAAGGGUUGCCCAGUUGAACCCGGCAAAUCAAAGGAAAACAUAACUCAAAAAGCAUUUAAUCAAAAAGAUGAAAAGAGACAGAGACGAGAAGAAGAUGAAGAAGAAAGUCGACGAUAAACCAUCAGAAUACGAGUUCUGCAAAUUAUGCAGAAUCAACCACAAUCAAGGUCGUCGCCAUAAUUUCUUCCCACGCCACACCAAUUCUCUCUCCUCACUCUUCACUCGCUUCCACCAGAAGCUCUCAAUCGUCAAAUCUUCACUCAGAAACCCUAGCUUCGUACUCUCUUCUUCGGAUUCUCCUGAUCAUCUUUGGUGCAUCUUUUGUGAUUCCGACAUUGUUGAAUCUGAUUCUGCAUUUGUUUGUGGUAAUUUAAUUGAGCAUUUGGCGAGUGAGGAUCAUCUGAAGAAUUUGAAGCAUUUUCUAUGGAAGUAUGGUGGUGGCAUGAACAAAGUGGAUUCUUUCAGAAUUACGGAAGAUGAGUUAGCUGAGUGGAAGAAGAGGUGUGCAGUACUGAAGAAGGAUGCUCCACCAUCAAGAUCUUCACAUGGGCAGUCAAAUGAUAUCCAAACAAAUUAUGAAAUCAUAAAUACUUCUAACAUAAAUAAUAUUCCCUUUCUUGAAUCACGUCUCUCAAAAGAUGUUAUGCCUUUACAAUAUGCCACAAAUGAGAAUUACCAGGUAUAUCAUUCAGAUAUCUCACAAGCUGGUGAAGUUAGUUCUUCUGCGCAUGAUCUUGCCUCACAUACGACUUGGACCCCAGAGCAUCACAUGGAAACUCAGAGUUUAACAUGUAUGAGUCAAAGUAGGCAACAACCCCUUGUGUCUAGCAUGAAAGAUUUCUUUGCUGAUGCUCUUGUAAAAACACGGGUCUGUCAGAAACAAAGCAUCGCCAGCAGAGAGCCUUUUACUGAAGGUUACCAUAGUCUCAGUCGAAUAUCUUGUGAAGGUAUGGACGUUAAGAAUGAAAAUGUUCAUUCUGGAGCGCGGCCUCCUUGGCUUGAAGGAUUUGAGGCAUGUAAUGAGCAUGAGCAAUCAAGAGGGCCCAAGGUGAAUGUUACUGAAAAGAAUAGUAAAAAGACCAACAAAUUGAACCCAAAGAGAGUAGGGGCUGCAUGGGCAGAAAAAAGGAAACUAGAACUGGAGAUGGAGAAGAGAGGAGAGAUAAUUGCUAAUAGCUCUGAUGCUAACUGGCUUCCUAACUUCGGCGGGGUUUGGCAAUCAGGCAGCCGAAAAGAAUCAAUGAAAGGAUUUAAGAAGGAAAAGCUAAAUGUACCCAAAGCUGAAAGUAAAGUUGAGUCUGAGACCAAAUUACAUCCUUAUAUCAGCAAACGGAUGCGGCAAGGUACAAAUGACAAUUCCGAAGAUGUUCAGAAGACUGGUGAUUUAUGCUAAUAUUGAUCAACUCCUGGGGUGUCAUCCAGAAUAACAGUGGUUCCUGCAGAAUUAAUCUUUGCCAGGCGAUGGUAUUGGGGUUCCCAUCCAAAGAUUAGAAGGUUGCAGGGUGCCCUCUGAGUGAUGAUAUGCGAUAGAAAUCGAUAUUCCUUUUUUGUGAUCUGGUUUCUAUUUGGAGGAAAAGUGGAAGCCCUUGUAUGGGAUGGAACUUCCUUGCAGCUUGAUUCUGAUGAAUUGCAAGUCUUUACAAAACCUGCCCACCCAGAGCGUGGUGAUGGAGAAUAAGAGGUGAUAGCAAACCUUAGAAGCCUGAAGAUAGACAUGGAAGCAAGGAAAAAAACAAGUAUAUGGAUUAAUCUCUUACUCGUGAGAUUAAUUUCCAUUCUUUUCAGCUGCCUACGUUUGUUGGUAUCCGAGGAAUUUACUGUUGAUCUGGGCAAGGCUGGGGGACAGAUCUGGGGAGUGUGGCAAGCAGGUGAAGUCUCUGGAGGCAUUAUUUUCUUGUGAUGUAUUCUACUAUUAACGAAAUGCGAUAUAGCAUCAUAUUUUCAUGAUGUGGAACUUAUGAAGCUUUCAAAACUGAUGGGUAGUUAUGUUGAUGGUGAGGCUUGGGUUAUUUUUUUGACCAAAUGAACAUAAGUUGGCUUCCAUUCCAAGGGUUCUUUUUCUGUUAUGCUUCUUGCUUUCCACCUAAUUUGCUGAAGGCGUUGCCAUAUUUGUGGGAUUUAACCGCUACAUUAAAACAAACUUGUAUUCAACUUAGGAAAUAAGAUACUUGAGUGGUUUGGUAUCACUUUGACAUCAGACGGUUGUUGCUAGAUUGUUUGACAAUGAAGGUUUCUGGCAGACUUAAAAGCUCACUUUAGGUUGUUUAAGGCUCUAUUUGGUUUGAUGGAGAAUAUAAGAAACUAUGGAUUUUUUUACUUAUAAACAUAAAAUGUUUACCAUAUCCUUAAAAGAGCUAUUUUUA